AUGCUAUCCAGAGUUUCCCAAUUUAUUGCUAGGAAGGCUUUGAUCCAACCGGUAUUCCGACCGACUGGUGUUGCUCUUUUCUCAACUGAUAUUGUUCCAGGAUAUGGCAAGGGAAAGACAUCUACAGGAAUUGUCGGCCUUCCAUAUGAUCCAAAUGGCGUCUCCAACAUUGUUGUUCAAUACCAAGCCCUCUUGGAUCGCAUGGCCGCCAGUGACUUGCCCGAGACUGCCCAAUACCGAGUAGAUGUGGAAAAAAUUGCACGUUACCGAAUCAAGGUCGCCAUGGAAAACCCUGAGGACCCUGAUAUGGUGGAAGAUUUGUGUCAGUGCGGACAAGUGGAGGAAUUGGUAGAACAAGCUAAGGAUGAAAUGGAGGUUUUGGAUAUGUACUUGAAGGAGCGCUUGUGGGAGCACAUCAAUGAUUCUGAUGUAGAUAUUGACUACAACCCUGAUCCUUCUAAGGAUCACAAAGGAAUGGAGGGAGAAGAAGAAGAAGAAAGCAGUUAA
This is a messenger RNA of Cylindrotheca closterium, 507 nucleotides long. The record is from the annotation of a GenBank genome assembly. NCBI's taxonomy places the organism in Eukaryota, Bacillariophyta, Bacillariophyceae, Bacillariales, Bacillariaceae.